AUCGUUUGGCGUGUCCGGCGCCUAUUCCGAAGCUCAGCUCGUCGUUUCACCAGGAGCUUUUAGUGUGAGAAACCGUUUUGACCGUUUCAAUGUAUCUGCUCACCUGUGUUUCUUUUUUACCAGGCCUGUUUUCCCCGUAGCCAUGUCGCAAUGUCGAGCGUGGUCGUCGUGCAAAGGCACGUUGUCGUCCAACGAGAUGCAGAAUCCCGCGUGGUCGCCAUGGCGAG
Messenger RNA from Closterium sp. Naga37s-1, 227 nucleotides. Lineage: Eukaryota; Viridiplantae; Streptophyta; Zygnematophyceae; Desmidiales; Closteriaceae. The record is from the annotation of a GenBank genome assembly.